Molecule: messenger RNA, 2235 nt
Organism: Ziziphus jujuba (common jujube)
Lineage: Eukaryota; Viridiplantae; Streptophyta; Magnoliopsida; Rosales; Rhamnaceae
Exons: 4
Coding region: 453-2075 (540 amino acids)
Source: RefSeq, a predicted model, not a curated record
GUCCAUUUUCAAUCAUGUAAUUGAUUAAAUUAACACUAGCCAGUAGAGCAUUCACCAGAAAACACUGGCCUAUGCUUAAUAUUCAACAUCUAAUUAAACCAAGAAAAGUCUUUUUGCACAAAGUCAAAUUUCUCUACAAAUUGCGUAAGAAAAGAAACGAAAGUUACUCUGCCUCCUUCAUCAUCACGCUUUUAAUUUCUUUCUUUGAUUCUCUUCCUCAGAGCAAAGAGUGACAAAACUUCUGUAUUCUUCUUCUGCAAAAGAAAAACGACUUUUUAAGUGUUUCCACAUCUGCAAUAUAUUUAUCUGUCAAGAAUUUGUGUGUUUCGGCGAGGCAAUGAAAUUUGUGUUGCUCAUUUUUCAAUUAUUUCAAAUCUAACAUGAGGAGGAUAGUGGUUUAGAACAAAGAAUCUGCAUCAACAAGUCAAUUUGAAAAGUUGUUCUGCAGCACCAUGCGGAAAACACUGAGUUCACUAUUGAAUGGCUAUCAUAGUUCUGCGGCUGCAAGGCACAAUUCAUUCAGCGCUAUAAAAAACCGGCGGGUUUCAUACAAAAAAGGACCCUUUCUUGCUGUUACUAUCAUCACCAUCUUCGUCUUCUUCGCGUUUUUCAUCUUUACAGCAUCUUUAUCUUCUGUUAGAAUUCAAACUCUGCCUAAGAUUCCCAGCAAUAAAGUUUCAAUAAACCAAACCACAAAAUUAACAGUCUCCCAAAAAAAGCAGCAAAAUCCUCAUAGAAGAGUUCAUGAAUUCCCACUCAACUGUACUAAUAAUGGAAACCAAACCAGCAACACUACCUGUCCAAGGAAUUACCCAACAAUUUUUCAAUCCGAAGAAAUCAACCCAUCAUCAGAAAUUGUAUGCCCAAACUAUUUCCGGUGGAUCCAUGAAGAUUUAAGGCCAUGGAAGGACAGAGGAAUCACAAGGGACAUGGUUGAGAGAGCCAAAAAAACAGCACAUUUUAGGCUGGUGAUUGUUGAUGGCAAGGCUUAUGUUGAGAAUUACAAGAAGUCAAUACAGACCAGGGAUGUUUUUACCAUAUGGGGGAUAUUGCAGCUUCUUAGGAGGUACCCUGGUAGAGUACCGGACUUGGAGAUGAUGUUCGAUUGUGAUGACCAGCCGGUCAUCGAAUCGCGCCACUACAGGGUUCGGAACACCACCGUUGGUCCACCGCCGCUCUUCCGGUACUGCGGUGAUAAGUGGACCAUGGAUAUUGUGUUCCCUGAUUGGUCCUUCUGGGGUUGGGCUGAAAUAAAUAUAAAACCAUGGGAAAAUUUGUUGAAAGAGAUUGAACAAGGCAACAAGAGAAGCAAAUGGAUUGAAAGGGAACCAUUUGCAUAUUGGAAAGGAAAUCCUUUUGUAGCAGAAAACAGGCAAGACCUCCUCAAAUGCAAUGUCUCCGAUACGCAUGAUUGGAAUGCUCGCUUAUUCAUCCAGGAUUGGAUACUUGAAGGUCAGCAAGGAUUCAAGCAAUCAAACGUAGCAAAUCAAUGCACACAUAGAUACAAGAUCUACAUAGAAGGCUAUGCAUGGUCUGUGAGUGAGAAAUACAUUCUUUCAUGUGAUUCAGUAACUUUAAUUGUAAAACCACAAUUCUAUGAUUUCUUCACGAGAAGUUUACAGCCAUUGCUCCAUUACUGGCCUAUAAAUGACAAUGACAAAUGCAAGUCCAUCAAGUUCGCCGUGGAAUGGUUAAAUAAACACAAACAGAAAGCGCAUGCCAUUGGAAGAGCUUCAAGUGACUUCCUUCAACAAGAGGUGAAGAUGGAGUUUGUGUACGAUUAUAUGUUCCAUUUGUUGAAUGAGUAUUCGAAGCUAUUGAAGUUUAAGCCCGUUGUACCUGAAGGAGCUCAAGAGGUUUGCUCGGAGUCUAUGGCUUGUACCAGAGAUGGUAGAGAGAAGAAGUUCAUGGUUGAAUCUUUGGUUAAAAGUCCUUCUAUUACAAACCCGUGUGCUUUGCCUCCUCCUCAUGAACCUCGAGAGCUUGGAAACUUUUAUAGGAGGAAUGUCAAUUUGAUUAAACAGGUUGAAGGUUGGGAAAGUAAGCAUUGGGAGAGUCUUAGUAAGCAGCAGUAGAGAUUCUAUAAAUAUAGAGGUAUGUAAAAUUUUGUUCAUCGGAAUGACAAUAUAUACCCUAUUCUGUAUCUAUAAUGCUAGAGAUCAAUACAAAAAUAUUUAUCCAAAUUUAUUUCUGAAAUGAUAUGAGAAUAUUGGACUUGGAAUUGGUUUCACUUAA